Brassica napus (rape) is the source of this 2619-nucleotide messenger RNA. RefSeq names its product ervatamin-B-like. The coding region runs from base 1322 to 2482 and encodes 386 amino acids. The record is from RefSeq and is a predicted model, not a curated record. Gene Ontology annotation, cellular component: lysosome. NCBI's taxonomy places the organism in Eukaryota, Viridiplantae, Streptophyta, Magnoliopsida, Brassicales, Brassicaceae. The transcript has 2 exons. Gene Ontology annotation, molecular function: cysteine-type endopeptidase activity.
ACCUGAAACCGAAACCAAGACACAAAGCCAUUAGCCAGGGCUGCGGGGUCGGGUUAUUCGGUUAGUUCGGAAUGCGGUUAGUCCGGAAUUCGGUUAGUUCGGAAUUCGUUAGUUCGGGUCGGUCGAAAAAAAUUGUUUGGAUCGGUUUUUGGUUAGUUCAGUUUCAACAAUAUUUUUUUUGGUUUGGCCAUUAGUUCGGUUAAUUUUCGGUUUAAAUUGAAUAAAACUCGAAUUUUUUUGGUUAAUUUCGGUUAUUUCGGCUAUUUUUCUCGGAUUUUGGUUAUUUCGGUUCGGAAUUUUGGUCAAGAUUGGUACUGUUUGAAAUUUUUUUACCGAACUAACCGAUUGCCGAACCAAACCGAAAACCGAAUAUUUUUAGUUGCCAAACUUGCAAACCGAAAAUCGAACUUUUCGGGUCGGUUCGGCAAGUUUGGGUCGGUUUAUACCCGCAGGCCUACCAUUAGCAAUGUGUUUUCCCCUGGCUGGUAGGGCUUGGAAAGGUCUUUAGACCUGAACAGAAUGCAAAUGAUAAAAGGGUAAGGUGAAGGAAGACCUGUUCACGUGCGCUAGUCGUGUCAUAAGGAGACUUAGCAUCCGAAGCUGUAUAAACAUCAAGCCAGCCACUUCCAAUACGAGGCACGUGUUUGCGGUCGCUUACAGGGAAAACUUUAACACCUGACUCAAGAGGAAAAUCGAAGUCGUUAGCCCAUUCAUACGGCUGAAGAGUUCCUCUCCAAGCUACAACAAUGUCUCUCCUCCCUAGCAUCGCCUUCCCCUCGUCUGUAGCGACCGCAAUGUAACCCAUCCAGUUAGUCUGCACGCGCGAGGCUUUCUUUGACAAAGACUUGACGAUGAAACAAAGUGGCAUCUUUAUAGAAGCUGUUGCAUAGAUGUACUUGGUCACAUUGUACCUGAAGAAUCAACCAUAGUUUGCCUUUACAUCGUCUACACAAAGAUGAAACGUUAUUUGUGGGAAAGUACCUGAUAGGGUUGGCUUUAAGGUAGCCGGUUCGAGCAUGGAUUUGACUCUUGGAGUAAUAACAGUCACCGCAGUAUUCGGACUUACGGUCCCAGUUAAAGGCGUCAUAACCAACCUGAGCCAUCUCGCCAUAGUGAAUGAGGUAGCGACGUAGGUCUGAGUCAAGUGGAUCAAGCAGGCCUUUCCAUUUGUUUUGGCCACUUAGCACUUUCCAUCUCUUUGGUAUGUCUUCCAACAUGUUUUGCCUUAGUAUUUUUCACAAACCUUUCCUUGUUCUAGCUUUUUUUUUUUUUUUUGGACAGAUAAGUGUUUGUUAAGUGUAGGCAUGUUACAUUGUUAGGGAUGAGACAGAAGGAAACUUGUUUCAUUAGAACUGUAACAAAAUGCAAAACCUGUGACCAAGAGAGCAGCCACGACACUGAAGCUUAUAUUACCAAGAAACCAAACUCAUUUCCCAAAACAAACAAAAAAAUGCUGAAUGCACUUAGAAAAACUAACCUGACCCUCGUCAUUUUUAUCUGCUCUAUCCUGAUAGCUUCAAGGCUAUGUACUGGGGACUCCUUUGUGUACGACCCAAGCAAAACCUUGAGGGAACGGUUCAAGAAGUGGCUUCAAACCCAUAGCAUCUUAUAUGGAGGAAAGGAGGAGUGGAUGCUACGGUUUGGGAUAUACCAGUCUAAUCUCCAGCUGAUAGACUACAUCAACUCCCUCCACUUGCCGUUUAAGUUAACAGACAACAGAUUCGCAGACAUGACCAAUGCUGAGUUUAAGGCUCAUUUUCUCGGUUUGAACACGUCUUCCUUGAUGCUAGACAGAGACCAAAGGCCGGUUUGUGACGCACUAGGCAAUGUGCCAGCCUCUGUGGACUGGAGGAAAGAAGGUGCAGUGACUCCUAUUAGAAACCAAGGAAAAUGCGGAGGUUGCUGGGCGUUCACUGCAGUGGCAGCUAUUGAAGGCAUCAACAAGAUAAAGACAGGGAACUUAGUAUCUCUCUCAGAACAACAACUCAUAGACUGUGACGUCGGCGCUUUUAACAAAGGAUGUAGCGGUGGAUUAAUGACAACAGCAUAUGAAUAUCUCAUAGCCAAUGGUGGACUAGUCACCGAGGCUGACUAUCCAUACACAGCCAUACAGGGUUCAUGUGACCAAGAGAAGUCCCAAAACAAGGUGGUUACAGUACAAGGAUACACAAAGGUGGAACAGAACGAGGCGAGUUUACAAGCAGCUACUGCUCAACAGCCAGUAUCAGUAGGAAUAGAUGCUGGUGGUUUUAUCUUUCAGCUCUACUCUUCUGGUGUAUUCACAGGCUUCUGUGGAAACCAUCUUAACCAUGGAGUGACUGUUGUUGGAUAUGGAGAAGAAGAUGGUCAAAAGUACUGGAUUGUAAAGAAUUCGUGGGGAACUGGUUGGGGUGAACAGGGGUAUGUAAAGAUGGAACGUGGUUAUAGUGAAGAGACGGGUAAGUGUGGUAUUGCUAUGCUUGCAAGCUAUCCCACGAAGUGAUUCCAAGAAUCUCUAGAAGCUUUAUAGAGCCUUUUCCCCUAUGUAUGACAAUAUGCAAUAGCGCAGAUUAAAAUAAUUUUGACUGUGCGAAUAAAGUACAUAGAGAUACUUGAGAACCAAGGUACUGCUAACAUGAU